Dreissena polymorpha is the source of this 1518-nucleotide messenger RNA. RefSeq lists its product as uncharacterized. Gene Ontology annotation, molecular function: protein binding. NCBI's taxonomy places the organism in Eukaryota, Metazoa, Mollusca, Bivalvia, Myida, Dreissenidae. The coding region runs from base 12 to 797 and encodes 261 amino acids. The record is from RefSeq and is a predicted model, not a curated record. The transcript has 3 exons.
UUUAUUCUGCAAUGCUAUAUAAGACCGAAGACCACGUCCUCACAUCUUAUACGUUUCUAACGACCACCAAGAAUACAGCAGCAAUGAUGUUGAUGUUGAUCGCGGCAGUGUUCGUGCAAGUCUUACUGACCACCGGGCAUGCAAUGUCAGUUACUGGAUUGGAUGACAAUGUAUCGGCUAUGGAGCAACUUCUGACCAUGGUUCCUGAAAGGACAACCGAUAACUUUCCUUUGAAGGAAAUGUACCAACAACUGCAGACGCAAUUGAAGAGUCUUGAAGACAUGUACCAACAGCAGCAGAAGCAAUUGAAGAUUCUUGAAGAACGAAAAGAACAACGCAAUGGACCCAGUGAUUAUGCCACUACUGUCAACGUCAAUAAAUCGGAAGUCGUUGUUGGCUCGCAAGCAUACCCUAGAGUGGCCUUUACGGCAUUGAAAGUAGCUUCUCAACCCAACAUUUAUGCGCGUACAAGGAUAACGUUUGAGAAAGUCAUCCUGAACGUAGGGAAUGCCUAUCGCGCAGGAAGCGGGACUUUCGUCGUACCAACCUGCGGAAGCGGAAUCUACAUGUUUUCGUUUACACUGGCAGCGCCUCAGGGUAUUUACUCGGCACUCUUUCAUAACGGGGGGGAGAUAGCGCGGAUCAACCUUCCAUCUUCAGCAUGGAUUUCUGGCACCCAAACGGUCUUCGUCAACCUCAAUGCAAAUGAUCAAGUGUGGGUGCAGAGCAUGGGGUACAACGCUCGCGGAGUGUAUGGUAUGUUGGAGAGCUCGUUUACUGGCAUUUUGGUGGCCUAGAACUGGUACAGGAAGAAAACACAACUUAGGACCCGUUCUCAUAAAUCAAUCUUUACUUCUAUACACGAUUUAAUAUGUCUGUUUCUUCUUCAGUGCUACCAUAUUUUACAUCUUGCAACGCGCCUAGAGAAGCUUAUAAAUUCAAUCAAAUUAUUUGUGGCGAAUCAAUACGUUAUAAGUUUUGUCUUAGCCGCUUUAAUAGGCUACUGAUUUAUGUUUGUUUAAUGGUUCAGACAUUUAAGUAACAUUAACAAGUGUCAACCGAUCUGAAAUUAAAAAAUCCUGUAUACCUUACAAACAAACUUAAGAAUUUGAAUUCCUGCUUGUCUAAAUGCUUAAGUUGCUUAAGUUGCCCCUGAGGCGCUUUGUGAAUACGGACCAUGUGUUUGGUUUGAUGAUAGCUUCUAUAACGCAUCUAAUACAUGGUAAACUUAUGUAUUUUACUGCUGUAUAUAAGAUACAUACAGUUAUAGUUUAGUGAAUGCUAACUUAUUGGUGUUUUCUAGGGAAUGGUAAAGGAAAACGACUGUUCAAAUUAUGGCUUCAUGGCAUGAGUUAAUAUGAAGGCAGUUGCACGGUUUUCAAAAAGUCACUUUUUUGCUGGUCAAAAUUUAUUGUAUUGUACAAUUCUUGAAGAAAUCUGUAUUUUUGUAUUUCACUGUGUAAUUUGUCUUUUAUAUAACCAUUAAUAUAUGAAACAAUAAAACAAACAUUUUUGGCA